This is a messenger RNA of Mustela lutreola (European mink), 4082 nucleotides long. RefSeq names its product SPEM family member 3 (gene SPEM3). Gene Ontology annotation, cellular component: cytoplasm. Gene Ontology annotation, biological process: sperm individualization; flagellated sperm motility. The transcript has 3 exons. NCBI's taxonomy places the organism in Eukaryota, Metazoa, Chordata, Mammalia, Carnivora, Mustelidae. The coding region runs from base 68 to 3895 and encodes 1275 amino acids. The record is from RefSeq and is a predicted model, not a curated record.
GGAGUCUGGCUCCUAGUGAGUAUGUGGGGGCCACGGGGGGGCCCAGGUAGUCCUGGGACCCCCGGCCAUGGGUGAGCGAGCCCACCACGGAGCUCAAGUGUGCUCUGGCACCAACCCCAGGAAGUGCCAGGACCUUGGAGACUCUAUUCUUCUGAUUCUGGGCAGUGUCAUUUUGCUCAACGUGGGGAUCAACGUGGUGACUCUGCUCUGGAGGCAUCUGAAGAGCUCUCUGCGGAUCCUUUUCCAUCAUUUUUUCCCCAAAGACAAGCAUCCCAGCUGUGCAGGUGGCCAUCCCAUGUGUACCCGCUGCUCCAUGGACCCCAAGAACCUGUGCUCGAGAGUCUCCUCCCGCUUCCACCGUCGCCCCGGCUUCCUGGCCGGGCACCCUAACCAUCUCAACUCCUGGAUUCCAGACAUGAACGACGAGAAAGCUUCUGGGUGCUGCUGGGUGCCGCCUCCAUGUGGACACACCGGAGCUCCUGUGGACGCUCCCUGGGGACCGUGGAAGGAGGGGGUGAUGGGAGCUGGGGAAGCCUCCCAGGUCACAGCCUUAAAGGCCCAGGCCCCCUUUAUCUCCAGGCACCAGACACCUUCCCAGUUCCCCAGGAUGAGCACGGUGGACGUGGUUCCCCUCCUCUUGCCCCAUGAGAGCAAGACCAACACUCCAGACUAUGACCCACCCCGUGUCCCCGCCCAGACCCACACCCACUCCCCACCCCAUACCCCUGAGCACACCACAGCCCAGACCCAGACCUCCUUCCCAGCCCAUGGACCUGAGCACACCACCCCCAGGGCCCAGGCCUCCUUCCCAGCCCACACCCUGGAGCACACCACCCCCAAGGCCCGUGCCUCCUCCUUAGCCCAUGCCCCCGAGCACACCACCCCCCAGGCCCAGACCCUCCAAGCCCAUGGACCUGAGCACACCACCCCCAGGGCCCAGGCCUCCUUCCCAGCCCACACCCCUGAGCACACCACCCCCCAGGCCCACACUUACUUCCCAGUCCAGGCCCACACCCCCUCCUUAGCCCAUGCCUCUGAACACAACAUCCCCCAGGCCCAGACCUCCUUCCCAGCCCACACCCCUGACCACACCACCCCUGGGGCCCACUCCUCCUCCCUAGUCCACGCCCCUGACCACACCCCCCAGACACAGACCUCCUUCCCAACUCACACCCCUGAGCACACCACCCCCCAGGCCGACCCAGCUCACACCCUUGAGUAUAACCUGCCGCAGGCCCAGAUCCAUUCCCCAGCCCAAGCCCCUGAAUACCACUCCCUUCAGGCCCAUACCUACUCCGUAACCCUCACCCCUGAGCACAUCACCCCCCAAGCCCAUGCCGCUGAACACACCCCAGCCCCAGUCCAUGGCCCCGAGCACACCGCAGUCCAGGCCCAUACCUACUCCCCAGGCUUUACCCCUGAGCACACUCAGCCCACUCCUGCCCAGGCCCAGAACCCUGAGCACCCCUCAGCCCAUCCCCUGGGUCACACCCCUGAGCAUGUAAUAGCCCACAGCCCAGCCUGCACUCCAGGCCAUGCUCAUCUAACCCACACCCAUGCACCUCACCCCCUGGUGCCCUCUCCCGCCUCUGCCUCAGCCCCUCCCCCAACGACCCUUGUCGCAGCCCCUCUCCCAGCGCCUGGCCCAACUCUGGUCAUGACCCUGACGACCACUCCUGUUCCCACUCCAGUCUCUGUCACCACCCGUACCCCCAUCCUAACUCCUAUUCCGUCUACCCUGACUGCCUUUGGCCAAGACCUCUCCACUGGCCACGUGGUCUAUGAUGCCCGCAGGGUGAAGCAGAGCAUACACCAUAUGUGCCCCCCUCCGCCCUCUGGGUAUUCCAGAAAGGACAUGGGCACCCUCCACAGGCCCCAAGAGGGGCAGGGUCUGGACAGCUCUGGUACAGCGGAGCCAACAACGAAACAACCCAACAGGGACAGUGCCAAGCACUCCACAGGCUCCGUCCUGGGCUAUCUGGAGUUGGGAAAUGUGGAAUGGAAGAUCUCGAAUGAUGCCAAAGACAAGUUCUUGCAGCCCAAGAUCUUCCCUUAUCUUAGCUUCCAUCCCUGCAGUUCAGAGAGGAGACGCACAGACUCUCAGACUCCGGUCUACCCCAAAUUCCUCGUCUACUCCAAGGAGGCCACACCUUCUCAGCGUUGCUUUCAUUCUCCGACCACUACCCAGAGCUCAGUGAGCACCAUCUCUCCCCCGUGCACUCUUUCUCUGCCCCUUAUGUCCCCCAGAUCCUUUGUCCCUCAUCAAGCCUCCAACCACCAGCAGCUCUCCGACUCAGUGCGACCCCCCACCUUUCCCCCGACCUCCAAAUCUUCUCAGUCCGUCUCCUCUUCCCAGUUCCCCAUCCCUCCGCACUUCUCCAAGACUUUCCAACCCCCAAUUCCACCCCAGCCCCCUAAACUUCAGGGGAGUCUGGGCCUCAACCAAGAUUCUGGCCUCCAAAGGACUUCAAGCCUUUCAAAGGACUUGAGAGUUCCAAGGAACCCAGGCCUUGCUGAAGAUCCAGGCCUAAACAAGCCCCCAGGCCCUACUCUAGACUCUUCUCUCUGCAAGAGUCCGAGCCCUUCUCAAGAUUCUGGACUUCACAAGAAUCUGGUCAUUACCCAAGAUUCUGGCCCCCAAAAGAGCCUAGGUCCUACUCAAAAUGCAGGUAUCUUUAGAAGCCCAUGUCUCAGCCAACCUUGUAACCUCCACAAGGACAUACCAUUUCCCCAAACUUCCGACACUCAGAGGAGUUCAGGCUUUAUGCAAAACUCUGGCGUCUACAGGAAUCUAGAACAAAACCAAGAGACUAUACACCAUAAAAGGCAAGAUCUCUCCCAGACAACAGGCCUCCAUAAUAGUGCGGGACCCUCUCAAGAUUCUGGAAUUUACAAGAGCACAGGUCAUGCUCAUGAGCUGGGAGUCUCCAGGAGCCUAGGCCUUCCCCAAGAUCCUUGCCCACAGAAGAGCCUAUACCAAGAAUCUGAAGUCAACAGGUGCUCAGGCUUGAUCCAAACCUCUGGUCUCCUUAAGGGCUCAGGCCUUACCCAAGACUCCGGAGACUACAAGAGUCCAGGCCUGACACAAGCCAUUGAAGUUGAAAGGAGAUGUGGCCGGACACAAGACGUUGGAAUUUACAGGAGCCCAGAAUAUACCCAAGACCCUAACUUCCACCAGUACCCAGGAAUUAAUCAAGAUCCUGGCUCCCAUAGGGGCCCAGCCUUUACGCAAGACCAUAUUCUCCCCAAGACUCAAAGUCUUAUUAGGGAAUCCAGCCUCCACAAGGAUUCACCCCUUAUCUCACAUCCCAACCACCCCAAGAACCCAGGCCUUGCUCUAAGUACCGACUCAGAACAAGUCUUGGGCCUCCCUCAGACCCCAAAGUUCUCACUGUGCCCAAAGUCAUGUGCAUCCGAGCAGGCUCCCCAGAAGGAAGAUCCACAACAGCGCCUUCCAUGGCCGCCUGUCCCACCUAGUCAGAACUCCAGCUCACCCAAGCCCCCGGCGGUGAUCUACAAUGACCUGCAAACCUUCUCAGAGGUCCCUUUGCUAAUUGAGCUGCAGCCAUCCUCCCGGCGAGCAGGUGGCCAAGACUGGGCAUACCGUCCCGUGGAUCCGGUGCCUUCAGCCUCCCAGAGCUAUCGCCAGAUGUCUAUGCCUCCCAAAGUCAACUGGAAGCCCUACUGCCCUGGGUCAGGCACCCGAGUCGGGCAUGUGGUCUUCGAUGCCCGCCAGAGACAGUUUGGGGUGGGCAGGGACAAGUGUGAAGCUCUGUCUCCCAGACGCAGUCGCCAAGAGGCGUGCAGCAACCCCCCGGAGACCACCAAGGAGUGGGGAUAUCAGAGUGUGAUGAGAACCUUGGAGAAAGAGGGGGCAAAGGUGCAUCAGGAAUAAAGAGGCGAGAGAACGAUUGUGUGGUUGUUUGGGGACAUCCCACCCUAGCCCUGUUCCUGAUGCUGUGGCUCCCCACAGGGCCCGAUGAGGGCUGCUACUCUAUCCCUGCCCCUGUUUCUCCUGCAUCCCUGUGUGGUGGAACCCCAAGGCCCAGAGCUGCCUCAUCCAAUACAGUGGCCAUGAGCCA